Notechis scutatus (mainland tiger snake) is the source of this 1401-nucleotide messenger RNA. RefSeq names its product mitochondrial inner membrane protein OXA1L-like. The record is from RefSeq and is a predicted model, not a curated record. NCBI's taxonomy places the organism in Eukaryota, Metazoa, Chordata, Lepidosauria, Squamata, Elapidae. Gene Ontology annotation, molecular function: membrane insertase activity. Gene Ontology annotation, cellular component: mitochondrial inner membrane. Gene Ontology annotation, biological process: protein insertion into mitochondrial inner membrane from matrix.
CCGAGUUCCGGUCACGUGACCAGGCGGCCGGUCAAGCCAGGAGACUAUGGCUGCUUUCGGGGCGCUGCGGCGAGCGUGGGUCGCAGCGGGGGGGCUUCGCGCACAGGUUCAUAGAGCAGCUGUUCCCCUGAGAUGGUCGCAGGCCAAAAUUUCUUUUGUCCGUCAGCCGACGAGUUUCCCUCUUGCUCCUUGGAGGCUCGCAGUCCGCUGUCAGAGCACUGCGGCCAUGGCAGGCAUCCAGGUGACUCAAGGUGUAUCCGCCACACCUCUGGAGAAAGUCCUCCCUUUAGAGGAGCUUGGCCAGGUUUUGCAAGAACCGACUUUGGCUGAACUGGGCCUGGAAAGCUAUACGCCAGUGGGCUUUAUCCUGAAGUUUUUGGAAUCUUUCCACAUGGACUUGGGACUGCCUUGGUGGGGAGCCAUUGUGGCAGGGACGGUAUUUAUACGCUGUCUGGUUUUCCCACUCAUUGUAAAGAGCCAGCGCGACGCUAUCGAGUUGAAUAAUCACGUGCCCCAAAUUACCGCGUUAACGGCUAGAAUCAGCGAAGCCAAGAAGACUGGCAACAGACCUCAGUUUACGCAGGCCGUCCUGGAUAUGGAGCACUAUCAGAAAACCCAUAAUAUUAACCCCCUGCGAGGAUUAAUCACACCUUUUGUCCAGGCGCCCAUUUUCAUCUCCUUCUUCUUCGCCCUGCGCAAAAUGGCGGAAUGUCCUGUGCCCAGCAUGCAGACAGGAGGGCUGUGGUGGUUCACAGAUCUCACAGCCCCAGAUCCUUACUACAUACUACCCGUGAUGGUAUCUGUCACCAUGUGGAUCGUUACGGAGACUGGGAUGCAAGCAGGACCUCCAAACCCGAACCUGGACCUAAUGAAAAAGGUUUUCCGUGUGAUGCCAGUAGUCUUCCUCCCUUUCAUUAUUUCUUUUCCAACGGCAAUCUUUACCUACUGGCUGACAUCCAACUUAUUCUCCGUUAUGCAAAUAUUGCUGUUUCGCUUACCUGCCGCUCGUGCGUUUUUCCACAUCCCCGAGAGAGUGGAACACAACCCUAAGAGCUUACCAGCCCAGGAAGAUUUCCUGAGGAGCAUUAAGGAAGGAUGGCAGAACGUCAAGAUGGCCCACCAGUUAGAAGAAAGGCAGAAGUACUUCAAAAAGCAACCGGAUUCCACGCAUAAAGAGUCACUCCACCAAACUUUUUCCCAGAGAGCCACACAGCAUCCAAGCAAGCCAUCGCCACAAAAGAGAGAAUUAGGGUGAAGACUAUAUUCAAGGCAAAAAUGUUCUCCCAUCUCCCUUACCCUUUUGCCCUAGUUUAAACUGUUAAUGUUGUUCUCAGUUCACUCUGGGAGCAUAUGUGUAAAUGUGUCUGUAAAUUUAUUACAUAAAAUUAUGCUUUGAAUUAA